GUGUUUUGUUUAAAUUCGCGCCCAAAGCAUUACAUUGGGUUUUUUACUCCCCGACGAAUCAUGCCGCAUAGCCCGCUGUGGGUAGUACUGGCUGUUCUAUGUUUGUUUACCCUCCCUCCAGAUAUUUCGGCCGUAAGACCUCCUGAUCAUUUCCAAACUAAAUCCGUUUCCGGCCAUGGUAUAAUCUAUUUCAACACCGGCUCUUACGUGGGUAAUUUUGGGCUCCUCGCUCCUAAUGAUGAUCAGGCUGCAACAGCCGUCAUCUACGUUAACAUUUGGAGCUUUUAUUCGAGCAAUUACACAUUACGGGGAAAUGUUUCUGCUUCGGGUGAUGUCCGGCAUUUUUCGAGAGCAAAUGGCAACCUAUAUGAAACUGUCACCAAUGUAACUCAAAACACCGAGUACACUGUGGUUGCUGAAGUUUUGGACGACAACAACGUUUCAAUUGUAAACUUUACCGCCAACGUGAAAACAGUAACCGCAAGGUAUUUCUCGGUCAAUGAUCUUACAUCAACCCCAAAAGAGAUAACAACACCCGGAUGGCCAAACAAUUAUCCAGAUAAUGUUUUCUACUUUUGGAACCUGACGGCGGAUCCUGGUUUUAAAAUUGAGCUAACAUUAUAUGAAGGAGAGAGUGAGAUAUAUGACCAGUUGUAUGCCUAUGAACCUCAUACACGGUUCUAUUUCAUGCCGCUGUUUUGGAUAAUUGGAAAUGUGACAGAACCUAAAAUAGCGACCUCAAACAGUUCAAAUGUCUUAAUCUACUUUGCCUCUGACGCUUCAGUGAAUAAGAAAGGAUUCAGGAUCACCUACAUACAAACAGGAGGGCCAGAUCCUGAACCUACAACGGCUGCGCCAUUUGUUAAACCUACACCACAAGUAACUGGAAGUGGCGGUAACGAACUCAUCCACAUUGAUCUUCAUUCAUCUUACUUCAACUACACGAUCACAUUCAAUGCAAUUAAUACUGAGGUCAUGAAUGCUGAUUCUUACAUCAUAGAAGGGCUUGUGAAUGAUCAAUCGUAUGAAAUCGAGGUCAUUGUUAAGGAUGGUGGGGUGAUAGUGGAAACAUUUACUUUAGAAGUUAAAACAUCGUCUUUCUGCACCACCAGCUGCACCAACUCUGUAUGUGCCUUGGAGAAUGGCGUUCUCCCUGUUUGUAAAUGUAAACCAGGAUACACCGAGAACAUGAACGAUUCAACAGCAUGUGUUGACAUCCAUGAAUGUGGUAUGCCAGGGAUUGACUGCCCUGUGAAUUCUGUUUGCUCGAACACCGUUGGUUCCUUUGUUUGCCGAUGUGUGUCGGGAUACACACUGGUAGAUGGGAUCUGUGAAGUGAUCAACCUCUGUGAGACAAGCACACUAUGUAUGAAUGGAGGCAGCUGUUCCCCUCUCCCCAACGAUUAUAAAUGUGAUUGCCCGCAGUAUUACAGUGGAAAGUCAUGCCAAAGCUACACAUCCCCUUGCAUAUCAGGGCCAUGUAAGAACCUCGGGACCUGCAAUGAUUUGUCUGGAUCCUUUAACUGCAGCUGCACUGUGGCUUAUAAAGGUUCUAUAUGCGAGACAGACGCUGAUGAAUGCCAGGACGGCACCGACAAGUGCGUUGCUAACUCUAUGUGUUCGAACACUGUGGGCAGCCAUGCAUGUACAUGCAAUGAAGGAUAUACAGGUGAUGGGUUCGUAAAGUGCAACGAGAUCAGGUUGUUGGAUUACGGGCCAGACACUGAUGUUCUGUUGACACCGAUACGAGACGGAGUGUCUUCCCCAGCACUUGAGAUUCCAAUUCAACUUCCCUUUGGAAGAAGAUCGUUCGACGUUAUGUUCGUAACCUCCAACGGGCUCAUAACAUUGGGUCGCGAAUCCUGGUGGGUGAGAUAUCUAUGGAGGCCAUACCAGGAGGGGUUCGGGGUGUACAGGGUGCCUCUCAUCGCCCCAUUUUGGGAGGAUUUCCAUCCACACAGAAGGAAUGAAGGAAGGGUCUAUUAUCAAGUAAGAUGGUUGAAUAGUACUGUGGGGUAAGAUGGUUGUAUAUUA
Molecule: messenger RNA, 2034 nt
Organism: Ciona intestinalis (vase tunicate)
Lineage: Eukaryota; Metazoa; Chordata; Ascidiacea; Phlebobranchia; Cionidae
Source: RefSeq, a predicted model, not a curated record